UUUUUAUAUCUCCUCCCUCUCGACCUACCAGGUCUCUUUCUAUCGCCAAAAUGCCUCCCCGGAAGCAGUGGAUCGACAAGAAAAACGCUACCACCUACCAACUAUUCCACCGCUCACAAAAUGACCCUCUCAUCCACGACCCCUCCGCCGAUGACCGCGUCCUAGCCCCCCAUUUGGCCGACCUGCAGCAAGCCUUCGGGGGCAACACCGUCCGCAAGAACGAAGGCGAAGCCGCCAACUACGGAAUCUACUACGACGACUCCAAGUAUGACUACAUGCAGCACAUGCGCGACCUCGGCCAGGGGGCCGGCGACACGCACUUCAUCGAGGCCAAGACCAAAGGCAAGGAGAAGGCGGGCAAGGGCAUGAGGCUGGAGGAUGCGCUGCGCCAGGUGUCGCUCGACGAGGAUCGUCAGAGCCAGGUCGGGGGUGGCCCGGAAAGCGUGUACAGCUAUGACAUGCGGUCGACCGCCUCGUCGUACGUGCGCAACCCCACCUACCAAGAUCAGCAGAACGUGCCCGAUGCGAUUGCCGGGUUCCAGCCCGACAUGGACCCACGGCUGCGCGAGGUGCUGGAGGCGCUGGAGGACGAGGAGUACGUGGAUGGGGAGGACGAAGACGAUUUGUUUGGGCAGUUGACGACGCGCGCCGAGGAGAUGGACCAGGGCGACUGGGAGGAUACCCUGUUUGAUAAUGUCGAGGAGGAGGAUGACGACGGGUGGGAGUCGGAUGCGACGGAGAAGGCGCCCGUGCAGAUGGACACCACGGAUGCGAAGAAGUCCGUGGCGUUCAAGGAUCUGGAUGUGGAGCCCGGCGAGAUGCCGGAGCACGAUGAGCCUGCGCCGGAUCUGCACCCCGAGGACCAGGGGUGGAUGCGCGAGUUUGCCAAGUUCAAGAAGGACGGUAAGAGCCCGGCGGCCGCGCCCGCCGCGCCCCCCAGCGUCGUCCCCUCCGAGCAGCAAAGUACCCUGGCGUCGACGGUGUUCACGGUGGGCGGCACUCCGAUCCGCAGGAAGAAGCGCAAGGGCGCCCUGACCAACCCGUCCGCGUACUCGAUGACCUCGUCGGCGCUGGCGCGGACGGAGGGUCACCGCCUGCUGGAUGACCGGUUCGACCGCGUGGAGGCGCUGUACGCGCUGGACGAGGAGGACGAGUUCGACGACAGCAUGUCCAUGGUCAGUGGCAUGACAGGGAUGACAGGGAUGUCGGGCGUGUCGGCCUUCUCGACCGCUUCAUCGCAGGCGCCCAGUCUGGUCAACGCCAACGGCGACGAAGUGCGGCCGUCGCACAACUUCAACAACAUUAUGGACGAUUUCCUGGCGGGGUGGGACGGCAAGACCGGCGCGCAGGCCAAGCGCAAGGGCGCCCAGGCCAAGCGCGGCAAGAACGGCAACGAGGCCAUCGGCAUCAAGAUGCUGGAUGAGGUGCGUCAGGGCUUGGGGCCCGCCAGAAUCUCCGGGAAAGUCCCCGGCCGGGCCUGAGUUGAAUGUUUGAACGAUUGCAACGAUACCAUCACCACCACCACUUGCACCUCCUGCACCACCUGCCUUUAUUCCUUCUAUUCAUUCUGGCGGAGAAAAAAAACAUGGCUUAGGCGUCCGGUGUGAUAGAUUUCCUUCUUUUUGGCUUGCGAAUAUGCACUCUUUCGCAUGGCGAUAGACCUCUCUUGCUGCUACUCUACCUUUGAUCCUAGAAAAAGUUUCGGUUCUUCUCCCUACGAAUCAAUCUUCCUUUGUAAUUCUUCGCGGCCAAACAAACCCGUCGUAUUCGGAGCUGACUGUACAUUCUAUCUAUCAUAUA
This is a messenger RNA of Aspergillus heteromorphus CBS 117.55, 1800 nucleotides long. Its product is annotated as ribosome biogenesis protein LTV1. Bases 51 to 1481 code for a protein of 476 amino acids. Gene Ontology annotation, biological process: ribosomal small subunit export from nucleus; ribosomal small subunit biogenesis. Gene Ontology annotation, cellular component: nucleus; preribosome, small subunit precursor; cytosol. The record is from RefSeq and is a predicted model, not a curated record. NCBI's taxonomy places the organism in Eukaryota, Fungi, Ascomycota, Eurotiomycetes, Eurotiales, Aspergillaceae. The transcript has 3 exons.